Molecule: messenger RNA, 5899 nt
Organism: Fopius arisanus
Lineage: Eukaryota; Metazoa; Arthropoda; Insecta; Hymenoptera; Braconidae
Gene: mei-P26
Product: meiotic P26
Exons: 6
Coding region: 1381-4380 (999 amino acids)
Molecular function (GO): zinc ion binding; protein binding; ubiquitin protein ligase activity
Source: RefSeq, a predicted model, not a curated record
CAUGCUUUUAUUUAAAUUUGUGUAGUACGAAUAAAGACUCAAAAGUCAUUCUCGGAUUAGUGAGAGACUAUAUGAUGAGCCCUUCAUUUAAUUAUUAUCAAGUUGAAUGUCAAAUGGAUGCUUUCAAAAAAAAUUAUUUAUUAAAUUGCAUAAUGUAAUGAAUUGACUUAAUGAAUGUAGUAUCAAACAAAACAUCAAUGAAGCACAUCAGAUCAAAAUCAUAAGCCCAUUCGUUGACAUACAUUAUUAUCAGCGAUUUUUUUUCAUUAUUUGUGUUUUUUAAUUUUUGGAGAAUCUCACUUAACAGUCAAUCGAUUAAUUGCUAAAUAUUCAAUUUGUCUCUUUGUUCGUUAAAAUCUAGAAAAAAUUAAAAGUUUCAGAAUCAAACAGUCUGUAUCACCGCAGCAUCCCUUACAGUUUACGUCUUCAAAAAACGUUGUCGGUUUUUUAAAAAUGGAGAUCGUGGUAAGAUCUGAAUGAGAUAUUAACUGUCGUUUGAAAAGUGUCAAUUCUUCACGACUUAAUUCCCGACGAUUAAUUGUGACUGAGAUUAAAUAACGUUUUUUAAACGAACCGCCAUCUUGCAAUUACGACGUGUGACAGGUUUAUGUCUGGUUUUUUGCUGGGCUAUAUUGGCACUAUGACGUUAUUCGGGUUUAGUGGGUUUACAUAGUACAAUAGUACUUUAGUGUGUUGGGAAGUCUGGACAACUGAUACCAACCAUAAAUACCUACCAUAACCAACUCUGCUGUUCCACUGGUCAAUAGUUGUUGUUCCCACUUCUUCUUCACGGAAUUAAAAUCACCGAUACAUUUUUCUCGAGUAUUUCACAUCCUCAGUGAUAUUUUUUAAGUAAUUUUUCAAUCACCUGUUUAAUACUUGAGGCACCCACCGUAUUUUGCGCAUGUGUCUUUUUAUUUUAUAUACAUUUAUGAGAAAAUCCAUAUAAGUGUUGAGUCUGAGGCCGUUCUGGGUGGUUUAGAGGUAGAACCAAAAAAAAAUCAAGAGAAAUAUUUGGUGUGAUUUUUUCAAUGAAUAUUUGAGGAGGGAAUGAGGACCAACUGCAUCACGAUCGAUCUUUCUGGAGUGUGGUACUAGGUGUCAACAUGGCGGCCGUAUCAGGGUGUCGAUGAGAGCCUCCACUGGGACGCCUCUCAAUAAUCUCAUGUAUUCUGUGACCUAAAGCCCUCAAACGAAGACAAAAAAGCCAAGUAAACAAGUGAAAACAAUAAAUAAAGGGGGAAAACAAAUACCCAUCGACAAAAGUGAACGAAUAAGUUGACAAAAAGAAAAACAAAGAGGAAAUUAAUAAAAGUUCAAGGGCAGAGAGGAUCGAACGAAGCUGUUGUAAUUUGAAUUAUAAAAUAAAAAAAGUUAUUGAUGGCAUCGUCGACGAUGGCAGUACCAACGGCAACAGCUCAGGUGGUGCAGGUUACGGUAACGAGCAUCCAGGGUGUUCAAGUUAUUGAGGAUAUCAAUCCAACAAACGACGAGACAGAUAACGUUCAAAACAACUCAUUGAACGAUUCGAAUAUGACGAAUGGUAUUGGUAAUGGUACAAUUCCUUCAAAGACAUCGAUUGAUGAUGAUAAGCAUAUUAAUGAUGGGAAUGAAGAUGAUGGUAGUAACAGGGAUGAUGAAGGUGAUGAUAAUGAACCACUCGAGGAAAUUCAAGGUGGAAAUUCCGAGAAUAUUGAUGAGCACUGCUUUUUGUGUGAGAAUAAACUGUCAUCACCACGUUUAUUAAAUUGUCUUCAUGCUUUUUGUGAGAAUUGUGUUAACACAAAGUUGAUUAACAACGAUGAUGGAAAUGGUGUUGGGCCAUUUAUAAUAAAAUGCCCAGUGUGCGCCCAAGAGACGAGAGUUGGUGCUAAAGGGGCAGCCAGUCUUGCUUGUGACUAUGUUAUUACCAAUAUUCUCGAUAUGUCAGCUAUUGAGAAUAUGACGGUACUCUGCACAUCUUGCAAGGCUAAGGAGAAUGCUGUUGCACGUUGCUCUGACUGUGCCAAUUUUUUGUGCCCAAAUUGCAAUACGGCCCAUCAGUUUAUGCGAUGCUUCGAGAGCCAUAAAGUCAUUGCUUUUGAUGAUCUCAAAAGAAAUAGUGAGACUGUACCAAUUCAUAAGCCUAUAUUCUGUCAAUUUCAUCCUGCUGAAAAUAUGAAGUUCUACUGCUACACAUGUCAGGAACCCAUAUGUAACGAGUGUCUUCUUGUCCAACACAAAGCCCCUGACCAUCAGUAUGAGAGACUAAGCGAUGCAGAACCUCGUGAAAGAGAAGAACUAGUCAAUCUAAUGUCAGAAAGCAUAUUAAAAAUGUCAGAGUGCGAACGGGCUACGACCGAACUGGAGAAUGCCUUCAGUGAACUUCAGUGCCAACACGAUCAGGCAAAAGACCUCAUCACCGAGACCGUUCAAAGCUACAAGGCAAUCCUUGAAAAAUGCCGAGACAAUGCACUGAAUGAAUUAGAAAAGCUACACUCUGAGCGUGAGCUUCAAGUAAUGGAUAUCUUCAACAAUGUUGAGAAAACUGUUAUAAGGAUGGAGGAUGCCAAUCGUUUUACUUCAAGACUGCUCGAGCAUGGGGAUACAACGGAAAUUCUGGCACUCAAACGCAUCGUUGCCAAGCAACUCAUCAAUUUAAUAAACAACACACCAAAGUUGGACGUUAAAUUUUCCAUUGAAUUCCAAACGGACUAUCAUCACUUUGAGAAAGUAAUGCAGGAGUCAUUUGGUAGAUUCAAAACAGAGAGUACUCAGGCAUUCAAAUCAGUCGAUAUGUGUGACAAUGGUCAGGUCACAGUGCACACCAAUCAGAAUCAUCAGAAUCAGCAGAUACCAGUGGUUAUUCCAUGUCCAAGCUCCAUAAGCACCAAUUCCCCACUUUCCCUUCCUGGAUCAAUGCAAUCAUCCUUUGAGGGUGAUCCUUCCUAUGUCAUGCCACCAAGUACUCCAAAUCCUCAGGAUGUUUCACCACCACCUCCACCACCACCACCUCCAGUAUCAUCGGCAGGCCCACAAGUUGUAGGAGGUGGUGUAUCGCCAUCAGUAUCUCUUCCUCCAGGUCCUCCAAUGCAUGGUUUCACCAGCAUACAGGAGUACAAUCUUCAGCAAUUAGCCAGUCUCGCUGAGAAAGUUGAGCUCAAUGAAACGAGCACAAAUCCAAGUCCAACUCCGUCCUUUACACUUGCCGAUUUAUUGUCUGGCGAUUUGAGUUCAACGAGUCAUGCCAUCAAUAAUUUGCAGGCACUUGCCAAACUUGGUAAUACACUUGGUAAUCAAGAUAUGGGAAAUUCAGCAAUCAAUGGCGGUGGAGCUAUGGUUUUGGCACGUGUACCAUCGCCUGGAAUUAAUGAGGCACAGAAUAUGGGCGGAUUGUCCGCCAACACUUUGCUUAAUGGAGGAUAUCAAUCGUUAUCCAACUCGACUUCACCAAUUUUGUCGCCUGGCGAUGAUCUCAAAGGGGAUAUUCACAAUAUGAUGAGCGGAGGUAAUACUGGAGUGCCAGGGAGUGGCAACUAUAAUCAUCCACGCUCGACUACCAAUACCAAGCAGACGCCAAUGCAAAUAAGAUCCAAGUUCGGCCAGCUUGGACCCAGUAAAGGACAGUUUAAUUCACCACAUGGCUUCUGUCUUGGAACUGAUGAGGACAUUAUCGUUGCUGAUACUAAUAAUCACAGAAUUCAGAUAUUCGAUAAAACUGGACAGUUCAAAUCACAGUUUGGAAUCCCAGGAAAGGAAGAGGGUCAACUGUGGUACCCGAGAAAAGUAGCUGUCAUGAGGAACUGCGGAAAGUUUGUGGUUUGUGAUCGUGGUAACGAGCGUUCGAGGAUGCAAAUAUUCACGAAGAAUGGACAUUUUAUUAAGAAAAUAGCAAUUCGUUACAUCGACAUUGUGGCAGGUCUUGCCGUCACUAGUCAAGGACACAUUGUCGCAGUUGACAGUGUGUCACCAACUGUGUUCGUUAUUAACGAUACUGGCAACCUUCUUAGCUGGUUCGACUGCAGCGACUACAUGAGGGAACCAAGUGAUAUUGCUAUUAGUGGCAAGGAAUUUUUUGUUUGUGACUUCAAAGGACAUUGUGUCGUUGUUUUCAACGAGGAGGGCCAUUUCCUCCGUCGCAUUGGCUGUGAGAAUAUAACAAAUUUCCCCAAUGGGAUUGACAUUAGCGACGCUGGAGAUGUCUUGAUUGGUGAUUCCCAUGGCAAUCGUUUUCACGUUGCUGUUUUUUCAAGAGAUGGCUCUCUCAUAUCGGAGUUUGAAUGUCCUUAUGUAAAGGUGUCACGAUGCUGCGGCCUUAAAAUAACUUCCGAAGGUUACAUUGUGACGUUGGCCAAAAACAAUCACCACGUCCUGGUACUGAACACUCUGUACAUAUUGUGAAGUGGGACAAGACCAACAAUAACGUCGCAACUUACUUCUUCAUACGGUCGUCUUAUUGGAGACCAUUCCGCUCUCAACGAAAGGUAAAACAAAAAACUGCAAUUAAUCUAAAGAAAACAAAAAAAAACCACAUCAACUUGGCCAAUUUUUGGCCUAUCGAAGCAAUAACAAACAAUUUAAGUAACGGGCAAAAAAGUGCAUAAAUUAAUCACUGAAACAAUAAAAUACGUGCGUCCCUGUUUUUAUGAAAUAUAUAUAUCAACACCUCGAAGAUCAUCUUGAAGAGAAAUUAAACAAGUACUACAGAGAAGGAAAAUAAACAAGAAAACGCAAGGUUCAUACAUCUCCGACCAACGUUACAGUAUAAUAAGUAUCGUAAUUAGGGAAAUUGCAUUUGGUAAACUGCCGAAGGGUCGAAAAAAAAUUUCUCGAGCGUACCGUGGAAGAGCGUGCACGAUUAUACAUUGGCACUGCGUGCUGACCGACUCGUGGCACGUGUUACUAUUUAUCUCACCGAAAAAAAAAAAACAUGAAAGCUAAACAGUUUAGAAAAGCUAUAGAAAGAAUGGAAAGACAUUAGAAAAUUUUAAAACAAUGGCCUUGCGUCAAAAUUGGUCGUUGCACAUCAUUUUUGACAUGUCAGUAUUUUAAGUAUAAUUGAUUAUAAAUCAAAGUAAUCUAGUCUUUCAUUCGAGCACGAUCUUUCAUACCCCAUUUUACCCCUUUGUCUGUUAAGGAAAUGAAGCGAUUUGAAGAAAACAAAAAAAAAACUCACGAAAAUCUCAUUGACGAGUUUAAUAUUAAUUUAUUUGCUCAAAUAUUUUUCUCUAAUACCAAAUGUCAUCGAUCGAUGAUCGUUGAGGGAUUGAGUGAGGAAAUUAAGUAAUCGAGGGGAAUUUUAUUCAAAUAAACUGAGUAUUUUAUUCAAUCUAGUAAAUCGGACUUCCAAAAGUUUAAAUUCGAAGCUGCAAGUGUUUUAUCAUUUUUUUUUCAUCCAUUGAAAUUAUUAUUUAUUCACAUAUUUUAGGUCUCAUAAUAUAUUACAUCAUUUUAAAUGGCCAAUGAUUACCAAACUAUUUUCCAACCGUAAAAAAUACAGUGGAAAUACAGUAGAUUAAUUGAUUUCUAUUCUGAUAUUUGAUUCGAACAAAAAAAAAAACACAGUGGUCAUUAUAUUUACUCAGGAGUUUUCAAAUACGAUCCAUUGAACGAAAAGGAGAGAAAACAGAAAAAAACAUUACAUAAAGAGUCAUCAACAUUUCUUGGUGCUAAACAAAUGAUAAUCUAUCUAUACGUGUCAUUUGUCCAUUGAGGAAUUUCAAUUCAGGAAUUUGUCAGAUCUAAUAAUUUAUGCAUCGCUUACAAUUCCUACAUUUACUAUUGAUAUCAUAGAAAGUAUCUUACCUAUCUUUAAUAAUUACAAGAAAAAAACAAGGAUAUAAAGUUACAGUUUGGUGAACAUCUUCUAUUUAUGUAUAUAUACAGAAAAAUAGUCGACCCUUAAAUGGUAAAAAAAAAA